AGAUAUAACGGGCUACGAACAAAACCAAACUCACUAUAUGAGUUUGCGGUUAUACUGUGCAUGUCGCUAGGUGCUGCUUGCUUCGGCCAGUCGACUUGUGGUGAUUGACAGGACACACCGCUACUUGGCAACAAACUUUAGUCCCUGAUUCGUCCAUUAUUCAAACCGAAUUCCAACCGCUUGUAAAUGGCCAGCCAGUUGCUGUGAGCCGAAAGGCAACCUGACGCCUUUAACCAGCUCCGGCAGUGAGAAAAUGGACUUGGCCACUUGGACACUCAUAGCCUUGGCCUUAACCGCCACAGUCGAAGGCUUAACUACAAUAAACUCGAGUAACGUGACGAAACCUAGUUUCGCAAUUGACUAUGAGGGCAAUCAAUUCCUUCUCGAUGGAAAGCCGUUCCGAUAUGUAUCUGGAAGUUUUCAUUACUUCCGGGCCCCGAAAAUCUACUGGAGGGACAGGCUGAGGAAGAUGAGGGCAGCUGGCUUGAACGCAGUGUCCACAUACGUCGAAUGGAGCCUACAUCAGCCAAAACUAGACGUAUGGAAAUGGUACGAUGAAGGUGAUCUGGAGUACUUUUUAACUCUCGCCCAAGAAGAAGAUCUUUUCGUUUUACUUCGGCCUGGACCUUACAUCUGCGCUGAAAGAGACUUGGGUGGCUUCCCCACCUGGCUGCUGGGGCUUGUCCCCGACAUUCGACUGCGAACCAGUGAUACGCGCUACAUGAGAUACGUUAGAAUAUAUAUCACCGAAGUGAUGAGCAGAGUAAGACCAUUUUUAAGGGGAAACGGCGGUCCCGUCAUCAUGGUUCAGGUUGAAAACGAAUAUGGAAGCUACCAAGCCUGCGACAUAAAAUACAUGACCGAACUGCGAGAUUUGUUUCAAAGUCAGGUAGGAACUAACGCUCUUCUUUACACCACAGACGGUCAUACAGAUCGAAUGCUUCGAUGUGGUAUGAUACCAGAAGUUUUUGGGACCGUGGAUUUCGGCACUGAAGCAAAUGUGACACAAGCAUUCGAGACGCUGCGUCUGUUUCGGUCUAAGGGUCCGUUGGUGAAUUCAGAGUUUUAUCCUGGAUGGCUGACACACUGGGGAGAACCCUACGCGAAGAUAGACAGCAUCCUCGUGGCAGAAAAACUGGACGAAAUGUUAGCCAUGGGCGCUUCUGUUAAUCUUUAUAUGUUCUAUGGUGGAACGAACUUCGGAUUUACUUCCGGUGCAAACACGGGGCCUCAAUACCAGCCUCAGAUAACUUCAUACGAUUACGACGCACCUAUUACCGAAGCCGGUGAUCUGACGCUAAAAUAUUACAGGAUCAAAAAGGUUUUGGAAAAGUAUCUGCCGAUCCCGAACAUAACGUUACCUCUCCAGUCGUCAAAAGGAUAUUACGGUCCUGUUGUAUUGGAACAAGGGCUGCCACUGUUUGAUCCUUAUGCGCGAGCCGUCCUCGGAUUUUUAAAAGCGAAUCGAACCGCACCGCCGACCUUUGAAUCAUUCGAUGAACGGCUUGCCUUGGUUCUUUACGAAACAUAUCUGCCUAAAAAUCGCACUGACCCUGGGGUUCUACGUGUUAGUUUUAUACACGACAGGGCGCUGGUUUACGAAGAUAAUGUAUUCGUCGGAACUCUGAGUCGAGCUCAAGGACUCAAGACUGUCUCGUUGACUCAACCGUAUACUCGACGUUUGGGGAUAUUCGUGGAAAAUCAAGGCCACGUCAAUUUUGGAAGUGAGAUUCACGAUUUUAAGGGCGUGGGCGGUGUUACGUUGAAUGGUCAACCCCUGACUAAUUGGAACGCAACAGGCUUCCGGCUUCCGGAAAUGAAAUAUGACAAUAUUUUCAGAGCAAAUAGUACGGGUGAAAAUCUGAACAGGCUUCCGCAGUUUUUUUAUGGGCUAUUUACCGUUGUGGGCACACCGCUGGAUACUUUUAUAGAUACUACAGGAUGGGGAAAAGGCUUUGCUUUUAUAAACAGCUAUAACAUCGGCAGAUACUGGCCUGCAGCAGGCCCGCAGAUGACUUUAUACGUUCCUGCGUUGACUUUAGUAACUGGAGAAAAUAGAGUGGAUCUAUUAGAAUUUGAGUAUGUUUCUAAGACGCUGACGGUCCAGCUCCAGGCUGUCCCAAAAUGAUUUAUAAUGAGGAUAAGCAUCCGUUGAUGAAUUAAAUUAACGUUUUUUGCACUA
Molecule: messenger RNA, 2182 nt
Organism: Diprion similis
Lineage: Eukaryota; Metazoa; Arthropoda; Insecta; Hymenoptera; Diprionidae
Product: beta-galactosidase-like
Exons: 10
Coding region: 254-2128 (624 amino acids)
Biological process (GO): carbohydrate metabolic process
Cellular component (GO): vacuole
Molecular function (GO): beta-galactosidase activity
Source: RefSeq, a predicted model, not a curated record